Molecule: messenger RNA, 3434 nt
Organism: Drosophila navojoa
Lineage: Eukaryota; Metazoa; Arthropoda; Insecta; Diptera; Drosophilidae
Gene: Axud1
Product: AXIN1 up-regulated 1
Biological process (GO): regulation of transcription by RNA polymerase II
Cellular component (GO): nucleus
Molecular function (GO): DNA-binding transcription factor activity, RNA polymerase II-specific; sequence-specific DNA binding
Source: RefSeq, a predicted model, not a curated record
GAAUGGCAGUAAAUGGUAAUAACAUUGCGAAGCGAGAAGUGAAAACGUUAAUCGAGAAUCCGAAGAAGUAGGAUUUGAUUAAAUAAUUGAAGUUCAACAUUAAUAGUGCGACCGAACCACCGUGCAAACGUAAUAAAUAGUGAUCAACAGCAAUACAUAGACACUGAGCACAUCUUGUUGCGACGUCCCUUGCUCACGCACACACACAUAGCCAUUGACAUUUGUGAUCUGUGCUCUGCGCCUCCUUUGCUCGUACACACACACAUACACGCGUAUACUGCGGUCUCCCUGCGUUUCGUCGUAGUUUUCACAGCUGCAACGCAAAUUCGAAAAAGGAGUUUGCAAAUUUGCAUCAAGUGUCCCGGAAAAGCGCAACCAAAGCGCAGUGUGCUAAAUAAUCGGAUCAAAGAUGGAACUGUUGCGACAGCCACAUUUAGCUGCAAGGAGGCCAACGAACUAAGCAACAGCUGGGUGAGCCGUUGGGGGCGGUCAUGAGAAGCAUGUUCCGUCCGAUCAAGAAGAUUUUUACGUACAUACAGAAAAAUGCCAGCAAUGGAACCAUGUUCGGCAGCACAAACAGCGUGAAUGCCGACAAUGAAGCCACCAGCAGCAGCGGCGGUGCAGGCGGAGGUGGAGACGGAGGUGUCGAUAGAAUGGAACAGCCAAAGGAGUUGGUGCUGGAGGAGCAGCUGCAGUUGCCAGCAUUGGAUGGAGGGACGAGCCAACAGCUCGAGGAUGAGGACAUUGAGCGUCAAAUAAAAACAUCAAUUAUCGAUGCCAGCAAAGUGCACGCGGCCAAGUCGAAAAUUGUGCUGCCGCUACAACUGCAGCUGGACGAUGAGCUGGCGGACUUUGCGCACGAGCCAGUGUCGCUGAUAGUGGAGGAGGAGGACGAUAUGGAGGAGCAGUAUCUGGAGCUCGAAAACUUUCCCAACAAUGAGAUUAUUGUGCUGAGCGAUGGCGAGCUCAAUUCAUCGCUCGCCUCGGACAACAUAUCCGAGGAUCCGCUGGCAAUAGAUGACUUUACGCAACCAUUGCUGCGCGAGGAUGACAACGAGGUGGAGCUGGAGGUGGAGGAGGAAGUGGAGACCAGCGGUAAUUUACUGUGGCUCAAGCUGGACACGCCAGCGCCAGUCGGCAGCAGUGUGGACAACAUCAGCAGCAGCAGCAGCAGCGGCCUCGUCGUCGGAACUCUGCCCAGCUGCAGCAGCAAUGGAGCAACGGCUAUAAUCCAGCCAACCACAAAGACCAAAGAGGAGGAGCUGCGCAGUGACGGUGGCUCCGAUUCGGGACUGGGCAGCGAGAAUGAUCGACACAACACAGCAAAAGCCAAUUCAACGGCAACAACAACGGCAACAUCAGUUAACGGCUCGCAGAAGCCGCUGCGCUCGAAUCUGAAGCGGCGACUGGACGACGAUGCCAUGGAGCUGGCCUUGGUGCCAGACAUGAACAGCAGCAGCAGCAGCAACAGCAACUGCUGUUCGAGCACACAGAAGCGCUCGAAGCGUUGCAUCAACUUUGAUAGCGUUAAGGUCUACUAUUUUCCCCGGCAGCAGGGCUUCAGCUGUGUGCCCACAGCCGGUGGCUGUACGCUGGGCAUGGGCGCCCGGCACAUUGCUUUCAAGACGAUGACACUGGCGGAGCACGCGGCGGAACUGAGGCGUGCGCAUCGCAGCCAGAAUCAGGAGCAACAGCAGCAGCUGCAAACGCGCGGCUCCAGCAGCGAUGACAGUGAGGAGUCCGAGGAGGACUAUCUGAGCGAGGGCAGCAGCUCCGAUGCUGAAGAUGGCUCCAACGGAUUCCUGCAGCCGGUGACGCCCAAGCAACGACGGGCGCUGCUAAAAGCGGCCGGCGUACGGAAGAUCGAUGCCAGCGAGAAGAUCGACUGCAAGGAUAUACGCAAUUCGCGCGAGGUGUGCGGCUGUUCGUGUCGCGAAUUCUGUGACCCAGAAACGUGUGCCUGCAGCCAGGCGGGCAUCAAGUGCCAAGUGGAUCGAGCGAUGUUUCCGUGCGGCUGUACGCGCGAGGCCUGCGGCAACACCGUGGGACGCGUCGAGUUCAAUCCUACCCGCGUGCGCACCCACUAUAUACACACCGUCAUGCGGCUGGACAUGGAGCAGCGCCAGAGCCAGGGCCCGCCGACGUCAACAGGCAAUAGCGGCCUAACUGUCUAUGGCAGCAGCAGCGGCAGCAGCGCCUCUGGCAGCAGCAGCAGUCCUGGCAUCGUUUCACCCGCUGCUGCUGCUGCCGCCGCCGCCUCGCACUGCUACUUCAUGCAGCCGCAGUCCAACUACAGCUCCGGCUAUGCCUCGCCAGCUUACACGCCCGAGUCGAGCUACUACCAGGCGCAGCAGCAGACGCCGGGGCAGUCGACAGCCUCGCCUGGAGCUACAGUCAAUGGCGGCAGCAGCAGCAGCAGCAGCAGUGGCGCGACACAGCAGCCGAGCUAUGCUGCCGGCUAUCCGCAGCUGGACAGCCUUGAUGCGAGCCUCUUUACGAGCGGCAGCAAUGCCACGCCCUCGUAUGGUGAGCUGUUAACGCCCACCUAUCAUCCGACCGUCAGCUAUGGCAGCACACAGCUCAACUCCUACAAUGCCUAUCAACAGACGACGACCUUGUCGGGCGGCAUUGUUUCGCCCGGCGCGUACAGCUCGUGCGCGGUGCCGUCUGUGCCGCCCUUUGGUAAUGCCACCACCACCGCCUCGAAUGCCACGCAAUAUCAGCACGCGAAUGUGCUGGAAACCACCGCCGCUGCCGCGAUGAGCACCAGCAGCAGCCUAGCCAUCACGGCCAGCAGCUGUGCCACGGGCCUGGGCCGGCUCACUGGCAACGUUCCGGUGGACUUUAUCAAUUUGAAUGCGCCCAUUAACAGCUCAUCACGCAUCUCGCAGAUCAAUGAUCUAUUGCAGCACAAUCGUAAUACCACCGCCGCUUUGGUCGCUGUCUCCGAGGGCUAUACCACUGUGCGCAGCAGCAGCAGCAGCAGCAACAGCAGCAGCAACAAGAACAACAACAACAACAACAGUGGAAACAGCAACACCACCACCAACAGCAACAGCACCAGUAGCAUCGACAUCGAUUCAAUUGAUACGCCGCCCAUUGUGGAGGAGGCUUCGCAGCGCAGCUGUAUGACAUUCGAGGAGCUGCCACCGCCGCUGAUUAAUCCCACGCCCAUUGUUGCCGUUGUGGAGCAGCAGUCACAGCAGCAACAGCAGCAGCAGCACAAGCAGUUGAUCGUUGUGCCCACAACGCCGCAGCCGCGCCAACCGCUGUAAUCCAGCACCGGGAUCGAAUCCUGCAACAGCAAUUGAAACAGGAUUUACCCAAAAUCUGUGGAUAGUUUUUAUAGCAAUUUUACACAGCAGAAGACUUAAUUACAUUUAAGUGGCAGCGUCUAAAUCAAAAUGCGUGUUUAGGAUUUAACAACAUAAUGU